Messenger RNA from Octopus bimaculoides (California two-spot octopus), 1758 nucleotides. RefSeq lists its product as uncharacterized. Lineage: Eukaryota; Metazoa; Mollusca; Cephalopoda; Octopoda; Octopodidae. The record is from RefSeq and is a predicted model, not a curated record.
GUUAUACAUCUUUAGAUUGUAUACCUGACUUUCUACUAUAAAAUUAAAGAAAUAGACGGAACGCUGAACUCCAGACUAAACAACUCAAACAACAUUUAUUUAGGUGAUAAACAUACAUAUAUUUAGUUAUACAUCUUUAGAGGUGAGAAUAACGAGCUGUCGAGUAUAAGACCGAAAGAUGUAGGGACAGCUUUUAAACACACGUCCAUGCUCAAUCCCUGCUCUUCUCUAAAAAAAUCAACUGGCAAACAGUCUUGCUUUCAGCUUGCCACAAGCCAGAAUGAAUUAUUAUUCCGACCAGAAAAUCCUGGCUAGCUCUUUGCAAGAAUCUGUGGAUUUUUAAUUGAAGAUUAUCUUUAUUCUCUUUGCUGAUCGAAUGCUUUCUUACUUGUUGAAACAUUAUCGCAUUAUAUAUUACAUAUAUAUGUACAUAAAUAUUUCAGAUGUUUUUUGCCAUGGGGGCAGCUUGGGGGAGGUGGGGAUGAGUCAAUUACAGCGACCCCAGUGUUCUACUGGUCCUUAUUUUAUUGACCCCCGAAAGGAUGAAAGGCAAAGUUGACUUCAGUGAAAUUUGAACUCAGAACGUUGCGGCAGACGAAAUACCACUUAGCAUUUCACCUGACAUGUUAACGAUUCUCCCAGCUCACCACUUUAACAUAUAUAUCCAUAUAUACAUACAUAUAUAUACAUACAUGCAUAGAAAUAAGAGCUAAAGUGCUCUGGUGCUGCAUUCAAUGCACACACUUGUAUAUAUACACACUGGCAGCAACUGUAAACGGCCGAAAGUGGCAGUCGUGAUAUCCCUGGAUCAUCAAUGGUUUCGGUUUUAACACCGAAGACUCAUCAGCAGCGCCAGGACAACUCACUGACCCUGUUGAUGAGUGCCUAUUUUAUGCCUGGUACUUAUUCUAUUGGUCUCUUUUGCUAAACCGCUAAGUUAUGGGGAGGUGAACACGCCAACACCGGUUGUCAAACAGUGGCGGGGGACAAACAUGGACACAAUGACACACACACAUGAUGGACUUCUUAUAGUUUCCGUCUACCCAAUCCACUAACUAAGCUUUGGUUGGCCCCAAGGCUAUAGUAGAAGCUUGCCCAGGGUGCCAUGCGGUGGGACUGAACCCAGAGACAUGUGGUUGGGAAGUAAUCUUCUUACCUGAUUUCUUUAUUUCAGAAAAAGUUGUGUUUGGAGGAAGUGCUACCCUCUCUAUAAGCAUUCCAAACAUGAUGAGACCUGUGGUGUGGCGAUGUGAAAACUAUAAAUAUGAAUGUGAAUGGACAUGCGCUAACGGCAGAGAUUAUAAAGUUACGCAGAGUGGAGAUACUUCGACUCUUUGGAUCCGAAGAGUAACUGAGAGAUGUUUGCAUUGGAAAUUUGAAGACGACAACUUGAAUAUUGGAUUUAUUAAGUUGCAGCUAAACAAUUUGACAAUUGCAGAAAAUUAUAAAAUUUUCCAAAAUGGACCAGCUGUGCUUGGAGGGAAUAUUACCCUUCAUAUCGAAGUGCCAAAUAUGGCAAGAAUUAUUGUCUGGAGAAACAAGUAUUAUAACCUCGAAUGUGACUGGACUUGUGACAGGAAUGGCAAGCAUGAAGUUAGCCAUACUGAGAACGUUUCAUCUCUUUCAAUUAAAAAUAUCACUGGAAAAGAUUUAUCUUGGACCUUUUGUGACAGAAACCAUUGCUCUCCAGAAUUUACUUUGGAGAUUAAAGGUAAGGAAAUUACUUCUGCUAAUAAUAACAAUAAUAAUUCUUUCUAA